This is a messenger RNA of Marmota flaviventris (yellow-bellied marmot), 1020 nucleotides long. RefSeq names its product ring finger protein 228 (gene Rnf228). Gene Ontology annotation, molecular function: ubiquitin protein ligase activity. NCBI's taxonomy places the organism in Eukaryota, Metazoa, Chordata, Mammalia, Rodentia, Sciuridae. Gene Ontology annotation, biological process: protein ubiquitination. The record is from RefSeq and is a predicted model, not a curated record.
AUGGCAGCGCCAGCAAACGACAGCGGCGGCAGCGAACAGAGCCCCAGCAGCAGCCCCGGGAGCCGGGCCGGAGCAGGGGGCGCGGCGGCUGGAGGCCGGGACCGCGGGGAUAGGAGACCCCGGAACGCCACCGCUACGGCCCCAGGCCUUGCACCUCUCGAAGACUACGAGUGCAAAAUCUGCUACAACUACUUCGAUGCGGACCGGCGCGCGCCUAAGCUGCUGGCGUGCCUGCACACCUUCUGCCAGGAGUGCCUAAGCCAGCUACAGCUCCGCGCCGCCGCCGCCGCCGCCGCCGCUGCCAGCGCUGCGCCUGAGCGCGCGCAGCGCCCCCCGCCCUGGCACGAUCCUCCCGGCGCCAUCGCGUGCCCCGUGUGCCGCCACCGCACGCCGCUGCCCGACAGCCGCGUGCAAGCCUUGCCCAAUAACACCAAGCUCGCCGAGGCCUUCCCGCUAGCUCUGCGCGCGGCUCACGACCCGCUACCCCAGGACCGACUCCCGCCGCUGCCAGCACGCCGCGCAGAGCCUGCAGCACCCCAGCCGCCAGCCCCGGCCCCGCAACCAACGCCACCUGCAGAGGACACCGCCCCCGGACCUCGCGCCCGCCCGGGUCUGCGCGCCCCGGGCGCCUACGACAGCUGCCAGAACUGCAAGCGCGCUGCGCUCACCGCCGGCUGCGUGUGCGUGGUUUUUUCUUUUCUCUCCAUGGUGGUGCUGCUCUUCACUGGCCUCAUCUUCGUCAACCACUACGGUGGCGGUGGUGGCGGGGGACCCCCCGGAAGCGGAGCGCCCCCUGGGGAUGCCCCGGCGACUGGGUCGCCUUCGCCCUCGCCUGUGGGGCCCAUCUGUCUGUCGGUGGCCAGCAUCUUGGCGCUCUUCUCAGUCGUUGUCACCUGGGUUAUCUGCUGGCUCAAGUAUCGGCCCGAGGGUGCGGCCGCCAGCUCGGCUGGAAGCGGCGGCGGCGGCCCGAGGACGCGGGCAGCGGCGGCACCCGGCGGCGCACGGAGGAGCGACACGUAG